UGCUGUGGGCUCGCCAUGUCUGCCACCUUCCUGCUGCUGCUGCUGCUGCUGGCAGCAGCAGAGGCCACGGCACCCCUGCCCUGCCAGGGUGACCCAGCGUCCGGGUGCUGGGACACGGCCACGGCCACGCGCUGCGGCUGGGAGCAGCAGUGCCAACAGCUCCGCGACAGCCUGGCCCUGGGGAAUGCGGCUGACGUGGACGGCGUGGGGCAAAGCGGGGGGAUUAAGUGCAGCCUGUGCACCAAGGUCCUGAAGAAGAUACAGUCACUGGCAGGUGACGACCCCGACGAGUCGGCGGUGGCAGCAGCAAUGCGGAAGGGCUGCCGGGCGCUGGGCCGGGUUGUGGGCAAGGUGUGCAAGCGGAUAGUGAACAAGUACCGGGACAAGAUCAGCGAGGCGCUGCAGAACGGGGAGACGCCCCAGGAGAUCUGCAGUGCCAUGGGCAUCUGCCGCUCCUGAGCACGGCACAGCCCCGAGUGCCCCCAAACCCCGACGCCCCUCCAGCCCCUGAUGCCCCCGCAGCCCUGGCAUCCCCCUCCCCCUCAGUAAAGUCCCUCCUCUGGCUCCU
Molecule: messenger RNA, 568 nt
Organism: Lonchura striata (white-rumped munia)
Lineage: Eukaryota; Metazoa; Chordata; Aves; Passeriformes; Estrildidae
Source: RefSeq, a predicted model, not a curated record